AUGAAGAAUAUUACAGAAGUGACUGAAUUUCUCCUGUUGGGACUAACCAAAGCCCCAGAACUACAGAUUCCACUGUUUAUUGUAUUCACACUUAUUUACAUUAUCACUUUGAUUGGGAACCUGGGAAUGAUCACAGUGAUUCUGCUUGAUUCUCGUCUCCAUACCCCUAUGUACUUUUUCCUCAGCAACCUUUCUCUGGUGGACUUUUGUUCCUCCACAACAGUCAUUCCAAAGUUCUUAUCUGGCUUGCUUCUUGACGAUAAGGUCAUCUCUUACAAUGCAUGUGCUGCCCAGAUGUUCUUUUUUGCAGCCUUUGCCACUAUGGAAUAUUAUUUCUUGACAUCCAUGGCCUAUGACCGGUAUGCAGCAGUGUGUAAGCCCCUCCCUUAUUCCACCAUCAUGACAAAAAGUGUUUGUGCUCGUCUGGCCACAGGUUGCUAUAUCAUUGGUUUUGUAAAUGCUUCUGUGCAAAUUGGAGACACAUUUUACCUCUCAUUUUGCAUGGCCAAUGUGGUCCAUCACUACUUUUUCUGUGACAUUCCAGCAGUCAUGACUCUGAGUUGCUCUGAUACAGGCAAAAGUGAGAUGAUUCUGAUUCUUAUUUCUAGUUUCAAUGUUAUAUUUGCACUUUUUGUUAUUUUGAUUUCCUAUCUAUUCAUAUUUGUCACCGUUUUGAAAAUGCGCUCAGGUGAGGGGUACCAAAAGGCAUUUUCCACCUGUGCUUCUCACCUUACUGCGGUCUUCCUCUUCUAUGGGACUGUCAUCAUUAUGUAUUUGCAGCCUAGCUCCAGUCACUCUAUGGACACAGAUAAAAUUGCAUCUUUGGUCUACACUGUGGUCAUCCCCAUGUUGAACCCAUUAGUCUAUAGCCUGAGGAACAAGGAGGUCAAGAGUGCAUUCAUGAAGGUUGUUGAGAAGGUAAAUUUUCUCUGGGGUUAG
This is a messenger RNA of Peromyscus eremicus (cactus mouse), 939 nucleotides long. Its product is annotated as olfactory receptor 5B17-like. NCBI's taxonomy places the organism in Eukaryota, Metazoa, Chordata, Mammalia, Rodentia, Cricetidae. Gene Ontology annotation, cellular component: membrane. The record is from RefSeq and is a predicted model, not a curated record. Gene Ontology annotation, molecular function: G protein-coupled receptor activity; olfactory receptor activity; odorant binding. Gene Ontology annotation, biological process: G protein-coupled receptor signaling pathway; sensory perception of smell.